Bombus impatiens (common eastern bumble bee) is the source of this 4027-nucleotide messenger RNA. RefSeq names its product prominin-like protein. Lineage: Eukaryota; Metazoa; Arthropoda; Insecta; Hymenoptera; Apidae. Gene Ontology annotation, cellular component: membrane. The transcript has 17 exons. The record is from RefSeq and is a predicted model, not a curated record. The coding region runs from base 16 to 3132 and encodes 1038 amino acids.
GGCGGAGGAGUGGGGAUGGUUCGGUUCCGCGUGCCUGCGAGACGAGCCGAGGCAUCAGUUCGUAGCGACGCGUCCCUGGCGCAAGUCGCUGUCAUGUUUUUCGUACUGUUCGGUGGUUUUCGGCCGAGUGCCGUGGUGCAUUAUGGAUUCGCGGUUUUCGGUCUGCUCUCUGUUCUUCUGGUGUCGUGUCCAGUUAACUGCCAGGAGACACUGACCAAUCGGAUGCGGGUGAUCAGCGAGGAUCUGGACCGGCAGCUGAACGGGAUCAUGGCAUCGCAGGGUAUCAACUAUACGAGAACGAACACGACCGGGCUGCUCUACAACGCCACCACGUAUUUCAACCCCAAGGGCAUGGGCCAGCUGUACAACGUGACCAACAUGUUCAUCGACUUCGUGCAAAGCAAGCAAGCCUAUCCCGAGGGAAUGUUCACUGUUGUGGAUGGUGUACCAACGUUCCAGUAUUCUUUGGCCCAAUGGAAAAUAGUCGCGACACAUUACGGUGGAUUGGCUGGCCUAACGUUCGUUGGACUUCUCCUGGCUGCGAUUUUACCCUGCGUAGGCUUGUUCUUCUGUUGCUGCAGGUGUGCUGGUCAUUGUGGCGCCAGAAGUCAACCCUUUGACAAGAAACACGAUCAUUGUAGGAAAGUGAUGCUGAGCAUGGUGCUCAUUGCGGUCGCUACUAUUAUUCUGUUUGGCGUGGUUUGCGCCUUUGUAACAAACGAGUACAUGCAGGAUGGGACCAAGGAGUUUCCUAACAAUGUGAAAAUCAGCCUGAAAGACGUGAAGCUGUAUCUGAGCAGCACAAAGGAGGCGAUCGAUAAUCUUCUCAAGACUAAUUUCGACGAGCUGGAAAUUAAUCUGAACAACAUCCUUCAGGCCAGCGGUAGAAUCGUCACUGAACAACUCGCUGAAUACUCCCACGCGGUCUCGUUGACUAAUCUAAGCGACAUUGUCGCUGGCCUGGAGUCCAUUAAAGAGGACCUGAAGAUCAUGCAGACCAUCACCCGCGAUCUAAGGACCAACGCUAGUCAACUGGACAUCGUUGUACGAGGUGUUAAAAACAAUCUCCUUCACACGCUCGCGGCUUGCAAGACGCAAAAUUGCAAACAGGUGCUGCAUGAUUACAAAGUGAAUCAAAUGUCGGUUCAAGUGGAAUUCGACAAGUACAUGGACCGAUACUUCCCGAAGCUUCAGUCUUUGCCAAACGUCACAUCCGCUUUGAACAACAUCACGAUGCUGAUGAAAGGCAACAUCGUGUCGGAAGUGAGCCAGGGCAAAGAGUCGUUCUUGAAGAUUCAGAAAGACAUUCAACACGCUGUGAACCAGACCAUUCCUGUCGUGAGCGCGAGUAUUAGAAGAGUCAGCGUACAUAUGGAUGCUUUGGCGAAGAAUAUGACAGUGCUCCUUGAUAGGAUAGGUGUUGAGAUAAACGAGGACAUGAAGGGUGUAGAUCAUGCAUGGAAGCACGUGGAUCAGUAUAUACCGUACAGAUACUAUCUUGGUCUUGGAAUAUCAGGAAUUCUACUAACAGUUUUAAUGUGUCUGACUUUCGGUCUCUUCUGUGGCAUUUGCGGAAAGCGACCUGAUGGAUAUGGGGACGAUUGCUGUAACAAAGGAUCUGGGGCACGAUUUCUUAUGAUGGCUGUUUGGAUAAUUUUCCUCUUAACGAGCGUUCUAAUGGUGAUAACCGUAGCACACAUGGUCAUUGGUGUUCUUGUUCAAAGAGCUGUAUGUGAACCUUUGAAGAAUCCGCAGGAUAAUAGGAUGUUCGCCCUAGUUGAUGAAAUUGUGCAAAUCAAAAAGAAGCUGUAUCCACAGAAUCCUAAUGCUGACGUGAAUAUGAGCUACAUAAUCACACACUGCCAUCGAAACGAAACAUUGUACAAUGUACUGAAGGUAGGCAACAUCUUCGACAUAGGCUCGUUACGCGAAUACGCCGGCCGUUACGACAUCAACAACACAAUCCAACAAUUACGACGCAAAAUCAGUCUCUCACCUGGUGUGGUGAUCCUCACGGAUAGUGCAAAGUCGAAAUUAAACGACCUUGCGCAAAGUGGUCUCAGUGACAUCAAGUUCUAUCAGUAUGUGGAGAUCCUCGCAGAUAAUAUCACGAACAUCAACCUGGAACAUCUAGCGAAACAACUGUUGGAUGUGUCAGCUGAAUUGCCCAAGGGGCAAGAGGACAUUCGUGUCAGUUUGGAGAAAAACGCAAUGGAUCUGGCAUAUUAUCAUGACCAGUUGGUGAAACCCAUGGGAAUGCUUAGCGAACAGUUGGUUACAAAGGCUGUGACACUCGAGGAGAAGAUAAAGUUUAACCACAGUUCGAUGGCAGAAGCUAUUCAUAAUCUGGUUAACGAAGUGACGAAGGCGCAGCAGUUUUUAAAUAAAGACGGGCCAGAAUACGUGCAACAACUGGCAACCAAAUUUGGAAACGCUUUCCUUCGUCAAGUUGACGACUUCCUCGAGCUAGUUAUCCGUCACGCGCUGAUGGACGUAGGAAGAUGUGCUCCAGUCUCCAACGCGUAUAAUGCAACGCUAGUCGCAGGAUGCAACCGGGUUCUAGAUCCAUUCAAUGGUUUCUGGGUGAGUGUGGGCUGGUGUCUAAUUCUCUUCAUCCCAACCAUAGUACUUUGCGUGAAACUGAGCGCGCUGUACCAAAAAUCGGAUCCCUAUCCAGGACCUCUAGUCGAAGCUGAAUAUUUGUAUGACGCGUACGCAGACAGGGAUAACAUACCCCUUACUCAUGUUCACGACAAGAAAUACGUGUCGCACAGCAGAGACCCUUACGCAAAGUACGAAAGCUACGAUGGUCCAGCAGGUGGAUACAGCGAACGAGAGAGAGUCCCGGAAGCGCAUCAGAGCACGUCCCACUAUCAUCAUUAUUCCAGAUACUCUGACGUAGCGCCGAAUUCCACCCCCACGUGGCGAAGCCACGAACAUACCGCCCCCUCCAAAACAGAACCUCACAAUAAAGUCUUUAGCAUAUCCGUAGAAACGCAAAAUUGUGACUUCCCUAAUGGUGGUCCUCCUGGAUACCAACCAGCUGCUGCUGCCGCUCCUCCUCCGCUUAGCACGGAAUACGAGCGACCGCCUCCCUAUUAUUAUUAUCCUGGGCCAGGGGACACAAAUUAGGAAACAAGUGCCGUGGCAUGCACAAAAGUAGCGCUGAGUAGCGUGGCUACCCACAGUCUCACCCGCAGUUACAAAAGGACACUCAAAAAGAAAGAGAAAUCCGGAUGCAAGCGAGACUAUGUCUAAUUUGUAGCGUUCCUGUUUGAGCGUGCCACGGACCGUGCGAACGGCGAAAUCAAUUAAAGACCAAGUUUGAUACACAGACUGAGGUAGGCUAAAUGGAUCCUUCGGCGAGCCGCAAGUAGUGUGAUCAAUGUGUGCGAUUCGUUUCGUUUAGUAUUAUUUUUUAGACAUCGUGCGUAUCACGAGAAAAACGUUACAUUAUAUCCAAUACUACUCUUUUUUUCUUUUUGCCGUCUACAGUUACUCUCUUUUUUGUUUUGAUAGCGCUUGGACGUUUUUUUCCUACCUUGUUUCUCGUUUUCUUUUUUUAUUUCAUUACUCGCUUUAUCUUUGUAUUAUUAUUAUUUUUUCUUUUUUUUAUUAUGAGACGAACUGUAAUGAAGCGAUGAUUUUCAUCGUAUGUGCUGUGUUAAUCGUUGGACAAUCGAUUUCUAACACGACUGAUUAUAUAUCGUUUACCACCGUUCUUUUUGUUUUUUUCUGCGAUAUUUCUUCCAUCAAAUGCCAUCGUGACCAAGGUCUUUUCUACUAUUAUCAUCGAUCCGCCUUCGAGAUUCGCGCGUGUUGUGUCACACGCCGAAAUUAAUCCUUAACUCUCGAAAGCGCAUCGAUUAUUAUACGUUUUAUCGUUGCUUGAGAGGAAUCCUGAAACUCUGCAAGGAAAUUUUUCUGUGAAACCCUUAGUUCACCUCGGAUGUUCAGUUCCUAAUUAUAAAUACACAGGAUUGAAAUCAUCGUCUGCAUUAACCAGUAUUAAUAUUAAAAAAAAAAA